CCGAGACAGUCGUUCGAUGCUGGCGUGCUUGCUCGUGUCGGCAGCUGUUGGGCUUGUCGCGAGCUCGGACGUUUGCUCGAUUGGCAGCAGUGCAACCAUGGUCACGACGGAUCGCCUCUUCCGCCACAUCGAGCUCCACGCAGCCAAAGCGGGCGCCUGGGGCCGCGUCCUCGACGCCGGCACGGGCGACCACUCGCUUAACUGGCUCAAGACGCUACCCAUCGACGGCAUUGUUGCCGUCACGGGCGACACGACCCGCGCCGUGGGCCUCCGCGAGAAGUUCCCGCAGCCGCACAUUGAAGUCCUCGCCGGCAACUGGAACGACCCUACCUUUUUGAAGGACCAAGUCUUCGAUGUGAUUGUCGCCGACUACCUCGUGGGCGCGAUCGAGGGUCACGCGCCCUACUACCAGGAUGAGAUCUUUCCUCGUCUCUUGCCGCUGCUGGCGCCUGGCGGCCGGCUUUAUGUAGCGGGUCUGCAGCCCAUUACAAUGAGCGUUCCAAGUGGACGUGUGCUCUCGACCCAAGACAAGCUCGUUUUGGAGAUGGCGCGGACGCGCGACGCAUGCAUCCUCUUGGCCGGCCACCGCACGUACCGCGAGUUUCCUCUGGAUUGGAUCCUGCGCCAGCUCGAGCGCUCGGGGCUCUCCGUCGAGUCGAAGGCGCAGUUUGCCAACGUGUACACAACAGCGACCAUCAAGCGGCAGGUGCAAGUGGGGCGCACGAAGCUGCCACUCGUACAAGACGCCAUGUUGGCCAAGUCCAUGGGCAAGUACCUCGACAAGCUUGACAAGCAAGCCGACGAUGCAACCCGCGACGGGUCGUUUGAGUUUGGCUUUGACUAUGUCGUUGCUGCGUCCAAGCCUUUUGAAUAAACACUCUGAUGC
This is a messenger RNA of Saprolegnia parasitica CBS 223.65, 886 nucleotides long. RefSeq lists its product as hypothetical. Lineage: Eukaryota; Oomycota; Saprolegniomycetes; Saprolegniales; Saprolegniaceae. The coding region runs from base 17 to 874 and encodes 285 amino acids. The transcript has 2 exons. The record is from RefSeq and is a predicted model, not a curated record.